This is a messenger RNA of Tuber aestivum (summer truffle), 3671 nucleotides long. The record is from the annotation of a GenBank genome assembly. Lineage: Eukaryota; Fungi; Ascomycota; Pezizomycetes; Pezizales; Tuberaceae.
GCAUUCUACUGUGCUGGUACGAGUACUCGUACAUACAGCUCCUCCCACCGUUAUGGUCCGAGAAUCCCCAAAUCCCGGGUGCUGCUUUGCUGUCUGAGCCUAAAAAAUACCCCCUGCUCCCCCCGUUUACCAUCCGUUCGUUAUCCCCUACGGUACUUUUCUAAUAAACAUAACAUAUACAGCCCAAACUUUCCAGAGUUUUCUAUCCUUGGUCCGAUCAUAUUCUUGGGCUAUCCUCCUGUCGUUGCAACAAUACGGAUACCAUCGCCCCGCCGAGGCUCAUCAUUCUCCCCCAACCUCGCUACAGCCUGGAGGAUUAUACCUAAAGAGUACUUUCUCCAAUCCUUUCGACCCCUUUAUUCGUGUGCCACGGAAAACGGGAGAGAGGAGGGGCGGGGAAGGAGAAGGCAAGAUUAGGGAUCAAUAGACUGCAGAGGGGAAAUCGUACUGCGUUCAUCCACCCUUUCAUCCUGACUUGGUAAUCCUGCCGGAAUUAAUAAUUCACUGCUAGCAGAGGCAACAUCAAGAUAUUCGUUGCCUCCUGCAUGAUUUAUUGCGCCUUUUCCCGUUUUCUUCUCCAAUUAUUCAACCAUGACCGAACGUCCUUCCACCGCCUCGAGCAGCCGCGCAUUCGCCCAAUCUUCCCCUUCGCUACGUCCAAACACGAGUAGUGGCCCCGGAAUCUCUGUGACGAGUUCUUCCCCAACAGGAUCGAGAACAACCCCCCCCCCUGAGCCCCGGAGGUCUUCUGUGGCCUCAUCCGCCUCUUCGCCUAGACCUAAAGCUAAAGGUCUGUACAUUUCCUAGUAGCACUACCCUCAUUUUCAAGGCACGUUCGACCCCUGGAUGUAGGUCUAACAUACUGCUAAGAUUCGAGUUCCACGAUCUGUCGAAAUAUAACCAUCUAUGGGUAUUGUCGAUUCCAGGACAAAGGUAGAGGGGGGGCUGCUUUGGUCGAUCUUUCGCAGGCUAAAGUCUCAUAGGUUGCGCAUUCAACCAUGACCCGCAUUCCCAGAAGCAGCAAUCUGGUACUGGUAGGGGCAAAUUCAAUGUAGAUUCCCCCUCUUUCACUCCGGCAACUCCUCCGAAAAAGACGAUAUCUCCGAAAACUGCAGAUGCGGCGCCCUUUACUCCCAAACAUAAUCAUAGUACUGGUAAUUUCAGUGAACGAAGAACUCUUCAUUUUGGGCAUAGAGAGCUGACGUGACAGGGUCUGCCACUCCUCCAAUUGCACAACAGCUCCAUGAUGCUGCAAACGGGUUCGUCUGCACAUUGCUCCACAAUUCGUGGGACACUAUAACUGAUUGUUUCUUUCGGCGGAAAGUUACUCUAUGGCUCCGGCGCUUGAUCCACAACUUUACCAUCACCAAGGCCUCCAACAUGGAUUUGAAAAUAUGGGAUUGGGCGAGAAUGUAUAUUCGCCUACGAGAUCACGGCGCAGGGCUGACAAAAUGAAGACUAAUGCAAAUGCGGCGAUGAAUGCGUAUGAUUUUACUGUUGGGGCGCCCGUGAAUCCAUACGCUCAAACGGGCGUCGACAUGUUUUAUCAACCACAACAGACGUAUCAACAUCCAGUUUUGUGCCCCUAACCCCAUACCACAUUCCCUCUGGAGUGGAUACGAUUUUGUUAACCUUCGGUUUUGUCCUAUCAAGCUCAACUAUCAUUUAUAUGCUCCCUUGGCCCCGUAUCCCCAGAAGCUACAACCGUUUCAGAAAAAUAUUCAUGGGUUUUUCUUGUCCGACAACCUAAGAGAGGAGCUCCAGAAAAAGGCUGAUGCUACACUCCAAACACUCCCAGGUAUCUCAGCCUUUGACUCGACGAAGAGACCCAGGUCUAUAAAUGAAAGCUGACAUGGGAUUUCCCGCGUCUGUUAAGCUGUAUCUUCAAUACUUCCCCCGUCAAUCGAGGAAUAUCAUCAGCUCGUUCCGCUUGACAUCUCUAACCAGAGGAGCGCACAGGUUUUUGGGUAUCCCAGCUGGGCCUAUAAAGCAUUUUCAUCUGAGGAUGGGAACGCCUAUGCGCUGCGGAGACUCGAAGGUGGGUACCUGUGGAAGUGGUGGAAGUGGUGGAAUCAGUUUGGGGUUGCUAACAUUCAACCCACCAAUUACAAGGCUUUAGGCUCUCAAAUGAGGCUGACAUCCGAAUUGUUCAAAGAUGGAGAAAGGUAUCAAGCGCUAAUAUUGUGACUAUACACGACGCUUGGACGACUACCAAAUUUGGGGAUAGCUGUAGGUCUCGUUCUAUCAUCUGAAUAGAUUCAUUUUCGGGCCCUAUUCCCACGACCUUGCUGCCACUUCUUCUGCCCCGAGAUUUGUAAGAGUCGUCCUAACACUUUACUUUACAACAGCUAUCGUCUUCGUCUAUAAUUAUCACCCUCUGUCCAAAACACUGGCGGAGACUCACUUUGGACCCAACCCAAGAUACCCGAAUCCUACGAGGCAGCAUCAACCCACGGGUCCAAUAGUUCCAGAACAAGUUCUAUGGAGUUAUAUUGUCCAAAUCGCUUCCGCAUUGAAGGUCAUACAUAGUGCGGGAUUAGCAGCCCGAGUGAUUGAACCGUCGAAAAUUCUGCUUACUAGUAAAAUGAGGUGAUUGCAUGGCAAUAAGUGACACUCGUGAGUAGCUGAACCUAACCAUUAUAUAAUAGGAUACGUCUCAACUGCUGUGGGAUUUUCGACGUCAUCCAUCCGGAGACUAUACGCAGCCAGGAGUCGGUCCGGGAGUGUCAACAAGAAGACCUUACUCAGUUGGGUCGUCUCAUGCUCUCGAUCGCAUGUAAUACUCCUUCAGCUAUUCAAUAUCCCCAGAAGAGCAUGGAUUACAUCGGUCGUCAUUACUCCAUUCAACUUCGGGACAGCAUUUACUACCUUUAUACCGGAUCAACGAAAAAUAUAGAUGAAUACGUGAAAUCUAUAGCCAACCAGGCCUUCCAGAAUUUUGACAGCGCUCUACACUAUGAAGACUCACUAGAGUCAGCGCUCUCUCGAGAAUUAGAGAACGGUAGGCUGGUGCGGCUUUUGUGCAAAUUCGGCUUCAUAAACGAACGGCCCGAGUACGACCAUGAUCCAAGAUGGAGUGAGACCGGUGACAGAUAUUACUUAAAGCUCUUUAGAGACUACGUGUUCCAUUCUGUCGACGAGAACAAUAAUCCUGUCGUUGACAUGGCCCAUGUUCUCACCUGUUUGAAUAAACUGGACGCUGGGGUAGACGAGAAGAUCAUGUUAGUUAGUAGGGACAGCAUGAAUUGUUUUGUGGUCAGCUAUAAGGAGGUAAGUAUCUCUGCAUUUCUUCUUUCCCCUCCCCCUAUGUAUAAUAGCUGAUUUCGUGGUCGAGUAGUUGAAACGACAAGUUGAAUCAUGUUUUCAGGACCUUAGCAAGUCUAGGCGAUGAAAUUUGGGUUGUUAUUAGCAAAGCAUCUCAGAUCCUUGAUGGUUCUAGCUGUUAGUUAUUAUUUUUCCUUCGUCAGGCGAGGGUUAGGGUAUCGCUACUUCAUUUUGGUGGUGUAUCAAAAGAGAGCCUUGCAUUAUGAGUUGGGAAGAGGGUGGGCUGUGGCCAAACUAGCAUUUCUUUCAGCGAGCCCGCGUUGCCUUUUGUCGCUUUCUCUAUCACUCUCACCGGUAGAGAUCCUGUAUGUAAUGAAAUUCGUUGUACACGUUAGUGCAGUACAUAU